Messenger RNA from Chelmon rostratus (copperband butterflyfish), 2956 nucleotides. It is a transcript of the gene ky, whose product is annotated as kyphoscoliosis peptidase. NCBI's taxonomy places the organism in Eukaryota, Metazoa, Chordata, Actinopteri, Chaetodontiformes, Chaetodontidae. The transcript has 6 exons. The coding region runs from base 1 to 2523 and encodes 840 amino acids. The record is from RefSeq and is a predicted model, not a curated record.
AUGUCAGCUAAAGUUGCAACUCAGAAGUUCUCCUUCCCCUUCUCCUGUGCUGCACACCGUUGUCAGCAAGAUGAGGUGACCCAGAAGGGAUGCGUACAGGUGAAGGCCCUGGCACUUCAUGACCUUCAGGAGAAUCCGAUCUUAAGCAAACAGAGUCCUGCUGCAGUUAUAGGAGCCCUGGUACAUAAUGAGAACCAGGUCCAGGAGAGUUCAAAGCCUCCUCCUGGGGCAGACGUGGCACCUGCCCAGGUCCUGGUCUGUGCCAAAGCUUCGCAGAGCGCUGUGCUCUCCAGGCAGAACGUGUCUGAGAAACUGAUGGUUGAAAGUGAAGAUCAGCGUCCAGUGGCGAAGAGGCAGUUGUCGUCCGAGAGCGCAGCCAGGACCAUCACCGUGGUGAAGAAGAGCGCAGUGAGGAAGGAGGCUGAGGAACAGAGACACCUGAAACCGAAAGCACACCUGGGGCAGAGGGUGUCACCGUGCGCUGUGGCGGCAGGGCAGAGGAGGCGUCGAAAGGACCUCUUCACCAACUCUGAGGUCUUCCACAGGGUUGAUUCACAUGUCAUCAGGGCAGGAGCAGAGCUGAAGGAAAAGUGUGUGUAUGAUGUAAAGUUGAUAGUACAGAGCAUCACAAAAGGAGCCAGAAAUGAGCUGGAGAGGCUUCGUGCCAUUUGGGUCUGGCUGUGCCACAACAUCGAGUAUGAUGUGAGUGGGUACCUCGGCCACUCUGAGAAGCUGAGCUCCCCAGAGGACGUGAUAGCGGCUGGUCGGGGUGUGUGCUGUGGCUACUCCAACCUCUGCACGGAGAUGUGCAGAGAGGUGGGCAUCGAGUGCCAAGAAGUGCCAGGCCACAGUAAGGGCAUUGGGUACCGUCAGGGCCAGAGCCUCAAGAAUGUGAAAUCUGAUCACCUGUGGAACGGCGUGCUUCUGGGAGGACAGUGGUUCCUAUUGGACGCCUGUUGGGGAGCGGGGCGAGUAGAUAUGGAACACGAAAGCUUCGUCAAAAGGUUCGAUGAUUUCUAUUUCCUAACGGACCCGGAGGAGUUCAUAGAUUCACACUUCCCUGAUGAGGAGAAAUGGCAGCUCCUGGACAUGCCCAUCACUGUGGGGGAGUUUGAGAGGAGGGUCUUCAAGACCUCUGCCUUCUUCACCAUGGGCCUCAGGCUGAUUCAGCCUCAUCAUUCUCACAUUGUCACAGAUGAUGGCGAGGCAACCGUGUCCCUCGGCUUCUCCAGGCCUGCAACUUUUACCUAUGAGAUCACACAGCACCAGGACCUUCUCCACUGUGGAGCUUCAGAGCAGAAAGAGUCCAGCAACUCCUCCCACGGCCUCCUAACAGUCUCCCAUCGGAGCAUGAAGCUACAGCUCCUGCCGCCUGCAAGUGGCGCAUACGAUGUGAAGGUGUUUGCGAGACCCGAAUCAGCCACGACGCAUCUGAUUUGGGUCUGCUCCUUUACGGUUGAGUGCCCGACCCCCAGGGCCAUGGAGGAGAUCCCAGAGAACCCGUUCUUGUCUUGGGGCCUGCAGCCUGUUGCAGGAUCUCUUGGUGUCGCGGGCAGCAGCCAGGGCAGCGAGGUUGCUGAGGUGGAAGAAGGUGUCUUUGAAUUGACGUUGAAGACGUCCAGGCCUCUGAUGGUGCUGUGUGAACUGGUCCAUCCAGGACUUGAAGCUGCUGUAGCCAAGCGAUGCCUGCUUACUCAGAUUCAACCGAAUGUCCUGACCUGCCAUGUCCUGUGUCCUUUGCACGGCUUCUACCGGCUGUCGGUGUUUGUGCGGGACUACGAGAAAACAGAAGUCAAGUUCCAGAACGCCGCAAACUUCCUGUUGCACUGCAAGGGGAAGGUGGUCGGUCCGGAUGAGCUCUUCCCGCCUAACCUGGGCUCGGCCUGUGGGCCUGGGACCCGCACAUCAGAGGCGGGGCUGUCCAAAUUCAGCCACACGACACCGCUGGUGACUACCCAGCAAGGCAAGUGCAACAUCACCUUCCACAACCAGCGGGACCUGGAGCUUCACACUGUGCUCAGCAGAGAGGAGAGCAGAACAGCAGCCAUCCCGCUUUCCCGCCACCUCUUCUGCACAUACACAGACAGCAAGGUGACAGUGAGCGUCAGCCUGCCCGACCCUGGGGUGUAUCGGCUGGGCCUGUAUGCCAGGCUCACCCCCGGGGGAGAUUUCAACCCCAUGUGUGACUUUGUUCUGAGGAACAGCUGCGAUCAGCCGGGGCCUCCUUUCCCCUGUGUCUACUCAGCCUGGAGAAAAGGCUGCGUGCUCUUCGAGCCUCGCGUGGGCCUGCUGGAGCCCCUCUCAUGGGUCCGCUUCAGGGUGAGGGUCCCCGGGGCCCAGAGGGUGAGCGUGGUGGGAGAGACGAGAACUGAUCUGAAACUGAACAAGAGCAGAGUGUGGGAGGGUGAGGUUUCCAGUGGAAACGGUCUCCGGCAGCUGAAACUGGCUGCCGCCUCGGGGGAUUCCGGUGACAUGGCUGUUUUGAUGACCUUUGACAUCAAGCAGUUGGAGAGAGAAGUGUGAAAUCAAAAGGCUGGCACGGACUGGAUGGAUAGUUGUCUGAAUGUAGCUGUUAACUGCCUGCCGACGUCGACAUGGACUAAUGCGAAUCAGACUGGGGUUGAAAAUAUUUGCAAACAAUUCAAACUGUGAGCCAUAAUCCUUCAGGUUUAACUGCAUCAACAUAAUACAGAUGGAGCCAGGCUAUUGCCAGCCGUAAUAAGGUGUAUAAAGUUGAAUUUGAAAUAUGAUGCUGUGAAUGCGUGAACUCUGUAGCAAUGAAGUGAUAAAAUGCAAUACUAAACUUACCUGAGAGCUCUUCUUUGAUCCUGGUAGCAUUCAGUGCAAAAAAACCUUUCAAGAUUGACAAUGGUGCUCAGCUAUGGUGCUCAUACUGAUCCAGAGUGCAUUUGUGCUUUACUAUUGUGUUAUAAGAAGAAAAUCUGCAUUAUGAAAU